Lontra canadensis (Northern American river otter) is the source of this 2284-nucleotide messenger RNA. RefSeq names its product zinc finger protein 791-like. Gene Ontology annotation, molecular function: RNA polymerase II cis-regulatory region sequence-specific DNA binding; DNA-binding transcription factor activity. The transcript has 5 exons. Gene Ontology annotation, biological process: regulation of transcription by RNA polymerase II. NCBI's taxonomy places the organism in Eukaryota, Metazoa, Chordata, Mammalia, Carnivora, Mustelidae. The record is from RefSeq and is a predicted model, not a curated record. Bases 290 to 2212 code for a protein of 640 amino acids.
GUGGACGGCGGGGACUGGGUGCCGUCGCCGCUGUCCGGCCGAGGCUCGCAUCACCUCGCGCUGUCCUGAAAGGCUUGGGGAGCUUCCGCCACAUCCUCUGUCGCCGUGAGCUCCGCCGGCCGCGGCAAUCGCAUGGUGGUCGACCCGGUACCCCAGAAAGCGGGCAAAUGGCCUCCGGGACGCUCGUGGUUGGUGCUGGGACUAGAACAAGCUUCCGGUUCUUCACUGUGUUUUACUCAUUAAAACCUUGUGCAGACUCGAGCCGGUGCGUCAUGGAGUGCUGAGUUAAAUGGAUUCAGUGACCUUUGAGGAUGUGGCUGUGAACUUCAGCCUGGAAGAGUGGGUUUUACUGGAUUCUUCGCAGAAGAAACUUUACAGAGAUGUGAUGCGGGAAACCUUCAGAAACCUGGCCUCAGUAGGGAAAAAAUGGGAAGAUCAUGACACUGAAGAUGGGUACUAUACGCAGGGGAGAAAACUAAGAAGUCAUAUGGUAGAAAAACCUUAUGAAAACAAAGAGGAUCACUGUGGAGAAACCAUCACCCAGACUCCAGAUCUUAAUCUGAACAAGGAAAGUCCUUCUGGAAUAAAACCAUCUGAAGGUCCUCAGUAUAGAGAAACCAUCACUCAGACUCCAGAUCUUAUUCUGAACAAGAAAACGCCUUCUGGAAUAAAAUCACCUGAAGGUCAUCAGUGUGGAGAAACUAUCACCCAGACUCCAGACCUUAAUCUGAAUAAGAAAAGUCCUUCUGGAAUAAAAUCACCUGAAGGUCGUCAGUGUAGAGAAACCAUCAUCCAGACUCCAGAUCUUAAUCUGAACAAGGAAACGCCUUCUGGAGUAAAACCAUGUGACUGUAGCGUGUGUGGAAAAGUCUUUGUGCGUCAUUCGUCCCUUAGUAGGCACAUCAGAUCUCACAGUGGACAUAAGCCAUAUGAGUACCACGAAUGUGAAGAGAAGCCAUACAAGUGUAAGGAAUGCGGGAAAGCCUUCAGUUACCGCAAAUCUGUUCACAGACACGAGAGGACGCACACUGGGGAAAAGCCCUACGAAUGUCAGGAAUGUGGGAAAGCUUUCACGUGGCUCACGACUUACCGAAGACACAUGAUAACUCACACGGGAGAGGGACCUUACAAAUGUAAGGAAUGUGGGAAGGCUUUCAGUUGUUCCACUUCGUUGCGAACACACGAGAGAACUCACACUGGAGAGAAACCCUAUCAGUGUAAACAAUGCGGUAAAUCCCUCAGGUCCCCUCUGGGUCUGCGAAUACAUGAAAGAAAUCACACCGGAGAGAAACCCUACGAGUGUAAGCAGUGUGGGAAAGCCCUCAGUUGUCCCAGUUCCUUUCGAAGACACGAAAGGACUCACACUGCAGAGAAACAGUAUGAAUGUAAACAGUGUGAGAAAACCUUCAGCUCCCCUCUAGGUUUGCGAAUACAUGAAAGAAUUCACACAGGAGAGAAACCUUAUGAAUGUAAGGAAUGCGGGAAAGCCUUCAUUUCUCUGUCAAGCAUUCGAACCCACAUGAUCACACACACUGGGGAUGGACCUUAUAAGUGUAAGGAAUGUGGGAAAGCCUUCAUUUGUCCCAGUUCCUUUCGAUCUCAUGAAAGGACUCACACUGGAGAGAAACCCUAUGAAUGUAAGCAGUGUGGGAAAACCUUCAGUUGGCCCAGUUCCUUUCGAAUACACGAAAGAACGCACACUGGCGAGAAACCUUAUGAAUGUAAGGAGUGUGGCAAAACCUUCAUUUAUCGCACAACCUUUCAGGGACACAUGAGAAAGCACACUGGAGAGAAACCCUAUAAAUGUGAGGAAUGUGGGAAAGCCUUCAUCUCUCCCUCAAGCGUUCGAACGCACAUGAUCAUGCACACUGGAGAUGGGCCUUAUAAAUGCAAGGAAUGUGGGAAAGCCUUCAAUUUUCCCAGUUCCUUUCGGAUACACGAAAGGACUCACACAGGAGAGAAGCCCUAUGAAUGUAAACAGUGUGGUAGAGCUUUCAGUUGUUACACGUCCUUUCGGACACACGAGAAAACGCACACUGGAGAAAAACCCUAUGAGUGUAAGGAAUGUGGAAAGGCCUUCAUUUAUCGCACUACCUUUCGAGGACACGUGAGAAUGCACACUGGCGAGAAACCGUACAAAUGUAAAGAAUGUGGAAAAGCCUUCAGUCGUCCCAAUUCAUUUCGAAGGCAUGAGAGAUCUCACACUGAAUAGAAACUUCCCGAAUGUAAGUAGUGUGGGAAAAACAUCAGUGAACCUACAUCCUCACAUGUGAAAGCCCCACGG